Messenger RNA from Marchantia polymorpha subsp. ruderalis, 1574 nucleotides. The record is from the annotation of a GenBank genome assembly. NCBI's taxonomy places the organism in Eukaryota, Viridiplantae, Streptophyta, Marchantiopsida, Marchantiales, Marchantiaceae.
ACAACCGAGAAUCCGUUCCCAAGAUGCUGGGACUUUCCAGCUCACUCUCCUUCUCUAUCCAUUGUAAGCUUGUGCGCUGACUUUGACACCUUGCGGACGCUAAAUUUUGCGUCUCCAUUCAUUAGGAGCUGAAGAAAGCCCGAAACAUCUUGUCAACAGGCUUAAUUGCCAGUUUCUGAAUUUGAAGAAAUCAUAGCUGGACCACUAUCGUCCCUUGUGUCUAUGGGAGCUGACUUCGCACAGAGACUGGAUGCAUCGGGAUCCCAAUCAAUCGAUAGUUCUAGACGCGGCUAGAUCCAGAUAACGAGUGUUGUCUGGUAUGAAAUCCAUGUCCUUAUAAACGACCAGUUCGUCGUUGAAGUCAUUCUGUACAUGAGAACGAUCUGUCUUGAAGGCACUCUCUCUGCGUUAAGUAGUACAGUUAAUGAUAGUCUGCAAGUUUCCCUUCCCGGAAACCCAAGAGGUAGUGAGGCCAAUUCCCACACCUACACCCUGUGAGUGUAGUGACGAAACAGCUCGUAUUGAUCAUAAGCUCGCAGCUCUCAGAGCACUCGGUGCUGUUGGAUUCCAUAUACUUCAUUACUCGUAUCAAGAAUCGAAGUUUCGCGUGGAGCUGAUUGGAACUCCAGCGGGCUUGUGUAUCGAGCUUUCCUCUCAGGAGUACUUCAAGUUCACUCAAGCUAUGGAAUCUCAGCAGGAAGCUGUGGAAUCUCAGCAGGAAGUCCAACCCAAGGCCCCUGAAGAGUUGACCACCACAGAGGAAAAGUUGACCGAAGUGUCUCCGGCCGAAAGCACGAAAGGAAAGAGCAAAGGACGGUACCUGAGAAAGAUGCUGCCGAUGCUCGGCAUCAAAACACGCACUGAGAAAGAGAAUUCUCACAUGCAGAUGAGACAGAGAAUAUCGAUGCUCAUGAUCUGUAUACUUCGGCUUUUUGAGAAGAAAAAGAAAGCCACGAAGGCCACGAAGGCCACGACAACCACAACCGAAACUGCCAAAGAGGAAUUGAAAGAGGAGCCAAGCGCGGCACUUUCAUUGUAAAAUUGUUCGGUUGAUGUUUGGAUCGUGUUUGCAAAACUUCUGUGUGUGUGUUUGUGUGUUUAACCUGGGUUAGGUGAUCUUCACCCAACAGACACCUGGAACGCUCUUCGCCUCAGAGCAGAAAUAUCAAUUCUUGAUAUAUGUACAUUUGUUAUCGUCACUGCGGAAUUCUCUCGCAGGGAUCAGACUUUCACCACAGGUAUCCCUCAAUUUCUGAACUUACGAGCACACUCGUCCUUCGUGUUGCAGUCGAAAAAGUUAUACUAUCUGGAAAGUCAUGGGUGGACCCCGUGACUAGGCCGGCAUCUACAGAAUCGUAAGUUUUGUAGCUCGUACCUUUCAAUCAUUACAGCUAUAGAAGUAAAUUGUCGAGGACUGAGUUAUCAUCCAAUGUGGUCAAUUUCGUUACAUUAUCUGUACAAAAUUCAAAACGAGAUAUGAGCAUUCGAUUGAUAGUAUUCAGAGUAACUUUCAGAGGUACCAGUCCUCUCUCCCCAGUUGUAUCUAGCAGUAGUGGUUUUGAAGAAUGCAAGGA